CUUAACUGUGUGGAAGUUGCUGUCGAAGUUGUGAAAGAAGAUAUCGAAGAAAAUAUAUUUUUUUUCCUGAUUAUUUAGCCGGCGUGUCUCGGGUCGUGUCGGACCAGCCGAAAUGGACGAAUAUGACGAACUGUUCGAGGUUCAGGACGACUUCGAGGAGCAAUUUGCCGACGAGCUGGAGGUGCUGGCUGAGCUGGAGGAGGAAACUUGCAAGCCAGGGAAACGUCACAGUCAGGUUCCAGGAGACAACAUCUCAGAUAUAGAGCACCUGCUGGACAAUCAGCCCAUCACUCCAAAAGCAAAGCGACAGAAGCAGGACACCGGUGUGGUCAAGCGACUUUUCAACUCAUCACAAGUUCAAGAGAGCAAAGUUCCUUCUCCGAGGGAUGACAUCACACCGCCAUCCUCUCCAGAGCACUAUGAGCCGUCUCAGGCAUACAGGUCUACCCCUGCUGUGCUGGAUAUCAGUGGCUUUGCUGAGAUCACAGAGUCACCACAGCGACCUCCCACAGUGGCACCAGCAUCCCUACAUGUGCUGAAGCGACCUCCUUUAGAGGGAGACUACAUCAGUGUGACAGACUCGUCUGGGAAUCGGGUCUAUCUCCGACAGAAAGAAGACACAGAGACAAAGAUAGGGGACUCCAGAAUAGUACCAAACUCCCAGGGUGGAUUGGGGCUGCUGGCAGUGCCGAUAGGGCUGCUGAGAGAACAAGAAGCAGAGCGGCGCCACCAGCAGGUUGUGGCGGAAUCGCAGCGUCUUACAGAGCUGCUAGCCAGAAGUGUAAACGAUGUGUUAGUUGAAUCUGAAAACGCAGAAGAUGAAGAAAAUGAAGAUCCAGAGGACACAGAGGGCCGAGCGUCUCGGCUGUGGGUGGACAGAUUUUCACCACAUCACUACACACAGCUGCUCAGCGACGAUUUUACCAACCGAUGUCUGCUCAAGUGGCUGAAGCUUUGGGACACUGUAGUGUUCGGAAGAGAGAGGAAGUCCCGCCCUGCCCGAUCAGACAGACAGGCUGCCAAUCAGAAUACAUUCAAACCCAAUCAAGGAAAUCAAAAUCAAAAUCGCUUCAAGAGCAAGAUUGAGGUGACUGAGGAGCUGCUGGAGGCUGAACUGGACCAGUACAAGCGCCCUAAAUUCAAGGUGGCGUUAUUAUCUGGUCCUCCAGGUUUGGGGAAGACCACCUUGGCUCAUGUCAUAGCAAAGCAUGCUGGGUACAACGUGGUGGAAAUCAAUGCCAGUGAUGAUCGGAGCGCUGAGGUGUUCCAGAAACGCAUCGACACGGCGACACAGAUGAAGUCAGUUUUGGGAGCCAAUGAGAGGCCGAACUGCCUCAUUAUUGAUGAGAUCGAUGGAGCACCCGUGGCUGCCAUCAACAUACUGUUGGCAGUUCUGAACAGGAAAGAUGGACACGGAGGGGAGGCCGGUACAGAGACGACAAAGAAGAAAAAGAAGAGGGAGCCCAUCCUGCUUCGACCGAUCAUCUGCAUCUGUAAUGACCUUUAUGUCCCAGCUCUCAGGCCUCUCAGGCAGCAGGCCUUCCUCCUGGCUUUCCCGCAGACCCAGCCUUCCCGCCUCGCACAGAGGCUGGCAGAGAUCUCACUCCGGCAGGGGCUGAAGGCAGACACGGGCACUCUGAUGUCACUGUGUGAGAAGACUGACAACGACAUCCGGUCCUGCAUCAACACGCUGCAGUUCCUUCACGGUCGUGGCAUCAAGGAGCUGGACAGCAAGACGAUUCAGAGCAUCUCUGUGGGGCAGAAGGACCAGAACAAAGGCUUGUUUCAUCUGUGGCAGGAAAUCUUCCAGUUACCACGUACAAAACGGAAACGCAUCGGUGAGGGGUUUGAGGAGGCACCGGGUUCAGGGAGUGGAGCUCAGAGGUUCCAGCACAUCUUACAUCUGGCUUCAUCUAGUGGAGAAUAUGAAAAAGUUUCUCAGGGUCUGUAUGAUAAUUAUCUGUCCAUGCGUGUGAGGGACCCAAACCUCCAGAGCGUGUGUGAGGCUCUGAACUGGCUGUCCUUCUCAGACAAGCUGAGCCACGUGAUUCUGCAUGGGCAGAAUUUCUCUCUGAUGAAAUACCUGCCCUUUCUUUCUGUCACAUUUCACUUCCUGUUUGCCCACACGAAUGUGCCCCGCAUCAGCUAUCCCCACAGCCAGCACGAGGCCUCCUCUCGGCUCCUCAGCUGCAAGAACGCGCUGUCCACCAUGUUGGCCGACAUCCCAGCGAGUAUCAGAACGAGGAUCAGCCAGCUCAGCCUGUCCCUCGAUAUCCUCACCUUGCUCCUCGACGUCAUCUGUCCCAAACUGCGGCCUGUGAAUCCACAGCUGUUCAGCAGCAGAGAGAAGGAGCAGCUGCGUGAGCUGAUCGACACCAUGCUGGCCUACAACCUGUCUUACAGGCAGGACCGCACUCCAGAGGGACAGUACACCUAUGUACUAGAACCGCGUGUUGAGGAGGUGGUGAGGUUUCCGGGCCUGCCGCCGCGCCGCCAGCUGACGUACCAGGCCAAACAAACCAUCAGCAGAGAGAUGGAGCAGGAGAAGAUGAGGAGGGCCGAGCAGCUGAUGCUGCAGCGAAACCCUGCAGCGAAAAUGGAAGAAAAAAAGAGCGCUGGUCCUAAAGCAAGCAGGAAUCACCAGCAGAGGCUGGAGAAUAUUGUCAAACAGACAACAGUGGAGAGCAGGCCUGAGGUGGAUUUCUUUGGUCGAGCUGUUGCCCCUAAACUGCAGAGACCACAGGCAUCCUCAGACACAGGUGGCAAUUGUGCUGAUCCAUCUAUGGGAACAGCAGUGGGCAACAGUGACGUGUGGUUCCGGUUUAAUGAGGGCAUGUCCAACGCUGUCAGGCGAAAUGUUUACAUCAGAGAUUUGCUGUAACACACACACACGUGCACUGCUUUCUUAUUCUCUGCUGUAUUUGUUGUUGUAUCAUAUG
Molecule: messenger RNA, 2939 nt
Organism: Archocentrus centrarchus (flier cichlid)
Lineage: Eukaryota; Metazoa; Chordata; Actinopteri; Cichliformes; Cichlidae
Gene: chtf18
Product: CTF18, chromosome transmission fidelity factor 18 homolog (S. cerevisiae)
Exons: 22
Coding region: 113-2881 (922 amino acids)
Molecular function (GO): ATP hydrolysis activity; ATP binding
Source: RefSeq, a predicted model, not a curated record